AGCUGAGAGCUGGGUGACCAUGGACAGCUGCGAGGUCUCCACUUGAUCAGGAGCUGAGCUGUGGAAGACCAGAGCUGAGCUUUGCAAUUUGGGAUAAGGCCAGGUUGUUUCUGGCUGCCUCAGUGCCAGCGGUGUGAGCGGUGUGAGCCAUCCCUUGUCCCCAUCCUGCCACCACCACCAGCGGGGUCAGAGGACAGCAUGCAAACAGCUCUGAGCAUCGCUGUCGUGUACGCCCUGCUGACCCCGACACUGGGCCAGCCACCAACAGAUGCCGUCCUGAGGCUCAAUAAGGGUGUUCUGAGCGACGCUCUUGCAGGUUCCCUGCGGCAAGGCAGCGCCCUCCGUGGUGCCCUCGGCGAGGUGCCCCUUGGCAGCGGAGCGCCCGGCGUGGACGGCAGCGGCGGACUUGGAGAGGGUCUCCUCGGUGGCGGUGGCCUGCUGGGUGGUCUCACCGGUGGUCUGCUGGGCGGUGGUGGUGGGGGACUGCUGGGGGGGCUGACUGGUGGCCUGCUGGGUGCGGGUGGUGGUGCUGGUGGUGGCUUGCUGGGCGGAGGUGGGGAGGCUGGAGGCGGUCUGCUCGGUGGCAAUGCUGGUGGGGGUCUUCGUGGAGAUGCUUAUGGGGCAGCCCCCAGAAACGGCCUCCCUCCCAGGGGCUGGCCUGCAGCUGCUGGUGACAUCCCCAGGGGUGGCAUCCCCCCGGGGGUCUCUGGAGGAGCGCUGGGCGAUGGAGGUCUCCAAGGCACGGCGGGGACCCUCGGUGGCCCCGGUGGCCUUCUCGGCAGAGGAGGGCUCCUGGGCAGCGGAGGGCUGCUGGGAGGCGGCGGGCUGCUCGGCGUCCUGGGGGAAGGAGGCUUGCUCAGCACAGUCCAGGGGCUCACCGGGCUGAGGAUCGUGGACCUGACGCUCCCCAGGGUGUCCCUACGGCUCCUGCCUGGCAUCGGCGUCCACCUGAACCUCUACACCCGGGUGGCCCUCAAUGGCAAAAGCCUCCUGGGUCUGCUGGACAUCGCAGUGGAAGUGAACAUCACAUCCAGGGUCAGGCUGACCAUGGACGGCACCGGCUAUCCCAGGCUGGUGAUAGAGAAGUGCGACACGCUCCUCGGGGGCAUUAAAGUCAGACUGCUGAGAGGCCUGCUCCCAGUUGUGGAUAAUUUAUUGGCCAGUGUCCUGAACAGGCUUCUUCCUAAUCUGCUCUGCCCAGUCCUUGAUGUUGCCCUGGGCCUCGUCAGCGACCAGCUGGGGUUCGUCAACUCACUGGUGCCGCUGGGUUUGCUGGGCAGUAUCCAGUACACCGUGUCCAGCCUCCCCCUGGUGACCGGCCAGUUCCUUGAAGUAGACCUGAAUACUGUUGUUGGGCGAGCAGCAGGAGGCCUGGUUGACUUCCCGCUGGGAAGAACAGAAAGUGUCCCCGCACCUCCGAGGGUCCCCAUGCCACCCCUGCCACCGAUGCCGGACACCAGCUCCUCCCAGCUGGGCCUUUCCGUCAAUUUCCUCCGGUCGGUGCUGUCUGCCCUGCAGAAGGAAGGCGCCCUGGACCUGGACAUCGCCAACGGCAUGUUCCCUGAGCUCCCACCGCUGACGACAUCGACGCUGGGAGCCCUGGUUCCUGCGGUUUUCAAGGCGUACCCCGAGCCACACGAAUUGCUGCUGAAAAUUGCAGUCCCCGAAGCACCUGUGGUGACCCUAAAGAAAAACAAAGCCACGAUCCAGCUCAAGGCUACAGCAGAGGUGGUGGUCAUCCACCAUGACGACGUCCAGAAGUUCCUCUGCCUUCUGAAUAUCGACGCCUCCCUGCUGGCCCAGUUCUCUGUUGAGGGCAACAAACUGAAGAUCAGCGCCAGCCUUGAGAAGACUGAUCUCUUCUUGGAGUCUUCAUCUGUCGGUGACUUUGAUAUCUCGCUGCUGGAGAUGCUCGUUGACAAGAUUUUCGAUGGCUUCCUGCCUGCACUGAACAGCGUGCUGGGCAGGGGGGUCCCGCUCCCACGGCUGCUGAACAUCGACUUCACCAACGCCGACAUCAAUGUCAUCGAGGAUCUCCUCGUGCUGUCGGCGUGAGCCCGUGGAUGCAGCGGGACCUGCGGUUUUCCACGUCCACCACCUGAGAGGUGGGAAGCCCAGCCUGCUCGAAGCUGCCCCACGAUGUUUCACGCUGUGCCUGGAAGAGCAAAACAGCAGCUCGGUCUUUUCCACAAAAAUGUUGCAUCCUCCCUAUGUUGCUUUGAACACAAAAGAAAGCAAGGGUGUUUUUUGCCUCUGAUUGUUGCAUUUUGCACUUUUCUUUUCGCUGAUGCUCAGGCACCCGUCUGCUGGCAAGAAUUACAUUAGAGCAAGAU
Messenger RNA from Anas platyrhynchos (mallard), 2333 nucleotides. Its product is annotated as BPI fold-containing family B member 4. The record is from RefSeq and is a predicted model, not a curated record. Gene Ontology annotation, molecular function: lipid binding. Lineage: Eukaryota; Metazoa; Chordata; Aves; Anseriformes; Anatidae.